Molecule: messenger RNA, 2124 nt
Organism: Carlito syrichta (Philippine tarsier)
Lineage: Eukaryota; Metazoa; Chordata; Mammalia; Primates; Tarsiidae
Gene: MSR1
Product: macrophage scavenger receptor 1
Exons: 10
Coding region: 238-1593 (451 amino acids)
Biological process (GO): receptor-mediated endocytosis
Cellular component (GO): basement membrane; membrane
Molecular function (GO): scavenger receptor activity
Source: RefSeq, a predicted model, not a curated record
AGUGGUCUAGAUGGGAAGAGGAAUGAGUUUUCUGACAAAUUUAGAUUUUGCAAACCUGUGCAUUGAUGAAAGUGCUAUUGAAACACAUUGCCAAGAAGGAUUUUCAACACACAAAUGUGUCAUUUCCUUUCUUUGUGUAUUAGAUGCUGAAAUACUAUGAGAUAAAGAUUUUAGAUUUCAAUUGUAAAGAGACAGAAGUGGAUAAAUCAGUGCUGCCUUCUUUAGGAUAAACGAAGUAUGGCACAGUGGGAUCGCUUUUCUGGUCAACAGGAGGACUCUGAUGGCUGCUCAGAAUCUGUGAAAUUUGAUGCUCGCUCAAUGACAACUUUGCUUCCUCCCAAUCCUAAGAACGGCCUUGCUCUUCAAGAGAAGUUGAAGUCCUUUAAAGCUGCAUUGAUUGCCCUCUAUCUCCUUGUGUUUGCAGUUCUCAUACCUGUCAUUGCAAUAGUGGGAGCUCAACUUCUGAAGUGGGAAAUGAAGAAUUGCACAGUUGGUUCAACUAGACCAAAUGGUAUAUCUCAAAGUAUCACGGGAAAAGGAAAUGACAGUGAAGAUGAAAUGAGAUUUCAAGAAGUUGUUAUGGAACAUAUGAGCAACUUGGAGAAGAGAAUCCAAUAUAUUUCAGAUACAGAAGCCAGUCUUAUAGAUUCAGAGCAUUUCCAAAAUUUCAGUGUGACAAUUGAUCAAAGAUUUAAUGAUGUUCUUCUCCAGCUAAAUACCUUGGUUUCCUCAGUCGAGGGACAUGGGAAUGCAAUAGAUGAAAUCUCCAAGUCCUUGAUAAAUCUGAAUACCACACUGCUUGAUUUGCAGCUCAAUAUAGAAAUGCUGAAUGGCAAAAUCCAAGAGAACACAGUUAAACAACAAGAGGAAAUCAGUAAACUAGAGGAGCGUGUGUACAAUGCAUCAGCAGAAAUUAAGUCUAUCAAAGAAGAACAAGUGCACUUGGAACAGAAAAUAAAAGGAGAAGUGAAAGUGUUGAAUAACAUCACUAACGAUCUCAAACUGAAAGACUGGGAACAUUCUCAGACAUUGAGAAAUAUCACUUUAAUUCAAGGUCCUCCUGGACCCCCAGGGGAAAAAGGAGAUCGGGGUCCCACUGGAGAAAGUGGUCCACCAGGCUUUCCAGGUCCUAUAGGUCCUCCAGGUCUUAAAGGUGAUCGAGGAGCAAUUGGCUUUCCUGGAAGUCGAGGGUUCCCAGGAUCCCUAGGGAGGCCAGGAAAUCCUGGGCAAAAAGGCCAAAAGGGAGAAAAAGGAAGUGGAAACACACUAACUCCACCUAAGACAGUUCGACUGGUUGGUGGGAGAGGCCCUCAUGAGGGGAGGGUGGAGAUAUUCCACAAUGGCCAGUGGGGUACAAUUUGUGAUGAUCGCUGGGAACUACGUGUUGGACAGGUCAUCUGUAGGAGUUUGGGAUACCGAAGUGUUCUGACUGUGCACAAGCAAGCUCAUUUUGGACAAGGUACUGGUCCAAUAUGGCUGAAUGAAGUAUAUUGUUUUGGGAGAGAAUCAUCUAUCAAAGAGUGUAAAAUCAAACAAUGGGGAGUAAGAACAUGUUCACACUCGGAAGAUGCUGGAGUCACUUGCACUUUAUAAAGCAUGUUUCCUUUACAUCUACAAAACCAUUGUUUAAAAAUGAUUGUUUUACCUUGUUCCACUAAAAUCAGUUUAAUGAAUAUUUAAGAUAUUAAGAAUAUUGUCCAAAGAAUGAUGACUUUAAAUUAUUGGCUAAACAUAUCUAACACCUAACAUACUUACUAUAGAUCUGUAUUUAACUCAUUUUUAAAUGGAAUUUUCUAAUAUAAUGAUUUAUAUAUUGAAUUGAAUAUAUUGAAGUUUAAGAAUUCUUGAUCACAAAGGCCAAUAGUAAUGGAAAUGUAUACCAAUCAUUGGUUCCAACUUAUACUAUCUUCCACCAGGAGAUUACAAUUUUUGCUAUUCUUGUCUUCUUUGUAAGCUAAAUAGCUAAUUUUAAUUACUUACUAAAUAAUGAAGGGGUUGAGAAGAUUCUUUUGUGCUUGGUUUGCAAAAUCUCCAAUUUAGACACUUUAAAAAAAUAAUUAUAUUCAGAUAUCAAUAUCUCUGAAUGUACAAUAACUUGAUAUUGAAUAGCAAUCAUAAUGAAAU